This is a messenger RNA of Dictyostelium discoideum AX4, 618 nucleotides long. RefSeq lists its product as hypothetical. Lineage: Eukaryota; Evosea; Eumycetozoa; Dictyosteliales; Dictyosteliaceae. The coding region runs from base 1 to 618 and encodes 205 amino acids. The record is from RefSeq and is a predicted model, not a curated record. The transcript has a single exon.
AUGAAAUUAUUAUUUUCAAUUAUUUUAUUAAUUUUUUCAAUAAAUUCGGUAUUUUCAUCAAGAAAUGAAACAAUUAUUUUAACUCCAUACAAAGAUUCAGAUUGCACAGAAUUUGGUGGUGGUGUUGGUUAUGGGUAUAUGCCUAAUGUACCAAAUUCGAAUAUAAUUAGAGUUUUUGGUAAUAUUUAUGAUACUUUUGAAUUCAAAGAAUCAUCAAAUGGUGAAAUACUUUUAAUGAAUAUUUUAGGAUCAAAUGGAAAAAUUAUCAAAACAGAGAGUUUUAAUAUAAAGAAAUGUCAAUACUCACAAUUUUUAAAAACCUAUUACUUGUUUGAUACAGAAAUUAAUAUCCCAACACCAUCAAUACAAUUUAAUCAAUGGGCCACUGGUUCAAAUAGUGAUAGUUUUAAUGGAGAAUGUAUGGUUGAUGUCUAUGAAACUUUUAAUUUCAUAGCAAAUGAUACAAUAAUUAAUUUACCAUAUAUUCAAUCAACCCAACAAUUUUAUUGCAUAAACGAUAGUCCAUACUUAAAAUCUUGUCAAGAAAAUUCAGGUUGCUACACAAAUCAAUUAACCUCAUGUUUUGAUGGUGAAUACAAAGCAACUUGUAUUAAUUAA